AUGGUCGCUUCCAUCCUCGGCCAGACGCUCCUUCGGGCCGCUCCGCUUGCCGGCGCUGGUGCACUGCUGGUCUCCAGCACGACAAAGCUCCACGCCGAAGAGGCGCCCGCACCCUCGUCGCAAAAGCUCCCCAUCUACCCGCUCCCCGAGCCCGAGGUCAAGCUGGUACCCACCCAGACUGAGCUGGAACGACAGAUUGGCAGUGCGCGACGGGGCCUUCAGGGCGCGACAAAGGAGACGAGAGAGGCCCUCUCUGGCUCCAUUGAGAAGUGGAUCGGCGUCGAGAGGAAGAUUGAGAAGGAGGUCAAGUCGCUCGUGCCCGCCGACGAGCCUCUCACACCAGGCCUCCUCUACGUCGGUGUGGCUACCUUGACUGGCUCGGUCUUUACUCGAUUCCGCUCGUUCCCGAUCCGGUUCAUCACACCACCCCUCUUCCUGGUGGCCUCGCUCAACUACUUCCAGCCCAAGCUCGCGACCAACCUGUCGUCGUACUACGUCGAGCUGGAAAAGGCCCACGCGCCGGCGCUCACCGAGCAGCGCGAGUCGCUCGUCUCGGCGUUCCGCAGCUCGAUCCAGUCGGCCAGCCACAAGGUCGAGGAGGCGAAAUCGGGCGCAGAGCGCGGCCUCCGCUCCGGCCUCUCGGAAGUCGAAAAGUCGACCGGCCUCAAGGUCGGCGACGUCCUCGGUUCCGCAGAGGUCAAGGCCAAGGAGGCCAAGAUCAAGAUGCAGGACCAGAUGAGGGCCGUCUGA
Molecule: messenger RNA, 750 nt
Organism: Pseudozyma flocculosa PF-1
Lineage: Eukaryota; Fungi; Basidiomycota; Ustilaginomycetes; Ustilaginales; Ustilaginaceae
Exons: 5
Coding region: 1-750 (249 amino acids)
Biological process (GO): cristae formation
Cellular component (GO): MICOS complex; mitochondrial crista junction
Source: RefSeq, a predicted model, not a curated record